This is a messenger RNA of Naegleria fowleri, 903 nucleotides long. RefSeq lists its product as uncharacterized. NCBI's taxonomy places the organism in Eukaryota, Heterolobosea, Eutetramitea, Acrasida, Naegleriidae. Bases 1 to 903 code for a protein of 300 amino acids. The record is from RefSeq and is a predicted model, not a curated record. The transcript is spliced from 4 exons.
AUGAAGAAUAAUAGACAAAAAAUUGGAGAUCCAGGGAUUAAUUGGGUGGAAGCAGCUUUGGGAAUUGGCAAAAAUAGACGAAAGACCAUUGGUUUUGGUCAAUACUCUAAAAAAACCAAAGAAUACGAAGAUGAAUUUUACAUUCGAGAAAUGUCAAUUAUUGAUGCUGGUAUUGGAUGUGCUCUCUGGGAUGCUGCCAUUAUUUUGACAAGAUAUAUUUAUGAAUUUGGAGAUGAAAUUUUUGCCAAUAGAAAAGUUAUGGAGCUCGGUGCUGGUGUUGCCCUGUGUGGAAUUUGCGCGUCACGAUUUGCUUCCAAAUGUUACAUUACUGAUCUACCUCAUUUAGUUGAUAAUAUGGAAUAUAAUUUGAAGACAAACUCCUAUUUUGAUGAAACCGACGAAAACACGAAAUGCAAAUCAGAGAAAAUUAAAAAGUACAAGCAACAAAUGCAGCAAAGCGGAAAGGUUAUGGAAUUGGACUGGUACAAGAUUUAUGAUGAGAUUCCAAAGGCUUUACAACAAAUUGCUAAUGGUGAACAACCAUGUAUGGAGGUGCCUGAAAAGUGUGAAAUUAUAAUUGGAAGUGAGCUAACUUACACGGGUGAUGAACAGACCAUUGAGGCCUUAAUGAAAGUUAUUGAUACAUUUCUAGAUGAAAAGGGCGUAUUUUUGGAAAUUUUGAGUGAUGACAGAGAUGGUGUUUCAUAUUUUGUAGAUCAAAUUACAAAACCUGAGCGUUAUAACUAUAUUCUGAAAUCGUUUAAAGUCCAUAGUAGAUAUAUGGGCAAUUUUGGAACUGGACAAAGAGACGAAACUUAUAAAUUCUAUGUGUUGACAAGAAAGGAGAAUGAAGAAGGAGAACUGUUUUUAAAGAUGUGUGAAACCAUGAAGAACGAUUUAUAA